Chondrus crispus (carragheen) is the source of this 912-nucleotide messenger RNA. RefSeq names its product Phosphatidylethanolamine N-methyltransferase. The record is from RefSeq and is a predicted model, not a curated record. The transcript has 3 exons. NCBI's taxonomy places the organism in Eukaryota, Rhodophyta, Florideophyceae, Gigartinales, Gigartinaceae. Bases 1 to 912 code for a protein of 303 amino acids. Gene Ontology annotation, biological process: phosphatidylcholine biosynthetic process. Gene Ontology annotation, molecular function: S-adenosylmethionine-dependent methyltransferase activity.
AUGGGAAUCUUUCUUGGCAAAAAAGAUUCACAGAUCUCGGUAGAUCUGGACAGCCGCAUCCACGAUGCGUUUCGAGCGGAACGGAUGCUUCGGCAUUUCGGACUACGCUGUACCUCGUCCGAAGCCCGGAGCCGACCUCGACUACGUGUAGUUAAUCGUGCCCUUCGAGCAGGAAUGGAGUCUGCGAUGCGCGCGCUGCACGCCGCGUCCGGCGCCCUUCACAGCGCCGCAGCGUCGCCGACCCUGACGCGCGCGCUGGACGCAGCGGCGGUGCCGCUCUCCCGCGCCUUGCAAGCGACGCUGCCCAGCGCGCCUGCGCUCCUGGACGCGUCCGACGUCGCCCUGUCGCGCGCCAUCGUAGCGACGGUGGUCCCGCCGCUGGUGUGGAACGGGCUCGGGCGCCUCGAGUUGCACACGCGGGCGAUCUCGAAGCUGACGCGGCGCCCGCUCGUCGGCGUGUACGCCUGCGGGGCCGUCAUCGCGGCCGUGAGCGUACUGCGGUCCGCGCUCUUCGCGGCCGCCAUGCGCUCGCAGCCGCGCGCGGAGAUGCUCGACGCGCCGCUGGUUCACGCGGCGGCCGGCGCGCUUGGCGUAUUCGGCGCCGCGCUGUUUGUCGGCGCGUACUGUCGCCUGGGCAUCGUCGGCACGUACUUGGGCGACUACUUCGGACUGCUCAGGGAGGACAGGGUUGCUGAGUUCCCGUUUAGCGUCGUGGACAACCCCAUGUAUGACGGCAGCUCCAUGGUCCACUUGGCGGAGGCUUUGCUGUACGCUAGCCCGGCGGGGGUUCUGCUCGCGGCGUGGCUGUUCUUUUGCUAUCGAGUAGGGUGUAUUUUCGAGGAGCCGUUCACAGCGAGAAUGUAUGCGGAGCGCGGCGUAAGCGCGCAAGAGCAGAGAGACAAAAGGGAGUGA